CCCCUUUCGGGUUGUAUAGUGUAGUUGGUUAUCACAUCGGAUUCUGAUCAUGCGAUUCAUUCGCAAUCAUUCCGGGGACCUGAGUUCGAAUCUCGGUACGACCUUCGCCGGUCAAUUACAAUUUUUUGUCCCUUUUUUUUAAGGGCACCUAACUUAAAAAUUAGAGCCAAUAUAGUAGGGCGGAGGGAAUUAAUUAUGACAAUAGGCCACAAGGCAUUUUUGACCUUUUAUUGGUACCAUUUUCACGUGACCUUCGAUAAGAAGCCAAGUCCACGCAACCCCAAGCUUAUCCGCCAUUAUUUUCUCAACCCCACCAAGACACGAUCACCACCACUCAGUCACCCUCACAUCCCACAAACCGCAUAAAUGGCAGAAUCAGCGCCUUCCAAAGUGGCCCAGAGCAUCCCCGAAACUCAAGACCCCACGAUCCUCGCUCUGCGGACCAGCCUCACCACCGAGUCCACCCCCCUCGCCCAGCGCUUUCGCGCCCUCUUCUCGCUGAAGCAUCUUGCUUCCCAGCCGGUAGACUCCCCCCAGACACUCCCUGCGAUCCAGGCUAUCGCCGCCGCAUUCGCAUCGCCAUCGGCGCUACUCAAGCAUGAGGUUGCGUACUGUUUGGGGCAGACGAAGAAUUUAGUUGCAGCACAGUAUCUGCGGGCUGUGCUCGAGGAUGUGGCGGAGGACAGUAUGUGCCGACAUGAGGCGGCUGAGGCGCUCGGGGCACUGGGAGAUACUGGGAGUAUAGCACUAUUGAAGGACUUUAGAGAUAAAGAGGGAGAGGUGGAUGUUGUGAGGGAGACGUGCGAAAUCGCGGUUGCGAGGAUCGAGUGGGAGAAUUCGGAGGAGAGCAAGAAGGAGAAACUACAGCAGAGUGAUUUUGCUUCUAUUGACCCCGCUCCGACAACAGCGCAGAACUCUACAGUUGAAGAUCUCGAGAAGACGUUGCUGAACCCAGAAUCGCCUCUCUUCCUACGAUACAGAGCUAUGUUCGGCCUCCGCGACUUGGCUUCGCCCCCCGACCUUCCCACGGCCGUCGCCGCUGUCCUUGCUCUUGCCAAGGGCUUCGCCGACCCAUCUGCCUUGUUCCGACACGAGAUUGCGUUUGUCUUUGGCCAGCUGUCACACCCGGCUUCGAUACCCGCACUUACUGCCGCGUUGAGCGACACCAAGGAAGCUAGCAUGGUUAGGCACGAGGCAGCGGAAGCCCUGGGCAGCUUGGGAGACGAGGAUGGCGUUGAAGAUGUGUUGAAACGAUUCUUGAAUGAUAGCGAGCAGGUUGUGAGGGAGAGUGUGAUUGUCGCUUUGGAUAUGGCUGAGUUCGAGAGGAGUGGUGAGACAGAGUAUGCUUUGAUCCCAGAGGCUGCCGGCACCGCGGCGGCAUGAAUAGUACAGUAGCGAUUGAUUGUAAGGCGGAAGGCGGGCAGCUGGCAACAGCUCCAAGCUUGUCUGGAGUAGAUAUCCAGCAUAAAAUGGCAUAGACGGGGUUUUCAACAUCAAUUGUUUCCUUUCCAUCUAGAGUGAGACAUUAGUUUCAAGUCCACCUCGAUUUCACGCGUAACUUACUUGUAACCACACUCGCAAGUAUAGAAAUUGGUAGAGCCUUCGUCUGCACCUCUCAGCUGCAACGACUGGUACUUCACUUCAUUUCGGUCGCACUCGGGGCAAGUCUGCAUGGCAGUUGCCUCGUUGUCUCUGUCGCUCAUUUCCACGGUCUGCACAGCUGAUCGCAUCUGCCUCAACAGCGAAGGAAACGAAGAGGCCUUCGUCUUGGUUAAGACUGUUUGUAAUGAUGUAUCUGAGCUAUUAGUAUAUAGCUUUCGGAUAAUUGCGAAGGACUAAUUUACCUCGGUUUUCGGUGCCACAGCAUGCGCACGUCAAGAGGGUAUUGGCAUCACCAGUUGAGCUUUCUAGAAGAUUACCGCAGUCGGUACAGAAAACAAGAGACCCAAUUGCAGACAUUUUGAUCAAUAAACAAAGCUGUGAUACGAAAUAUGGAGCUGAAAAUGUCAAAUUUACGUCGUAGCGAUAAAGUCGUCCCG
This is a messenger RNA of Pseudogymnoascus destructans, 2039 nucleotides long. It is a transcript of the gene LIA1, whose product is annotated as deoxyhypusine hydroxylase. Lineage: Eukaryota; Fungi; Ascomycota; Leotiomycetes; Thelebolales; Thelebolaceae. The coding region runs from base 367 to 1383 and encodes 338 amino acids. Gene Ontology annotation, biological process: peptidyl-hypusine biosynthetic process. The transcript has 2 exons. The record is from RefSeq and is a predicted model, not a curated record. Gene Ontology annotation, molecular function: deoxyhypusine monooxygenase activity.